This is a messenger RNA of Aspergillus saccharolyticus JOP 1030-1, 1357 nucleotides long. RefSeq names its product kinase-like protein. NCBI's taxonomy places the organism in Eukaryota, Fungi, Ascomycota, Eurotiomycetes, Eurotiales, Aspergillaceae. Gene Ontology annotation, molecular function: protein serine/threonine kinase activity; ATP binding. The record is from RefSeq and is a predicted model, not a curated record. Gene Ontology annotation, biological process: intracellular signal transduction; intracellular monoatomic cation homeostasis; protein phosphorylation. The transcript has 2 exons. The coding region runs from base 220 to 1281 and encodes 353 amino acids.
CCGGAUUCCACUUUCCCGGGGUAAACGGCUUCGUCAUUUGCGGUUAUUCCAACCAAGCACCUCACUGCAGGUCGAAGGGUUGAUCGAACGACACUCUCCUGUCCGUCUAGAUGUAAGGCACGCUUAAUCGGGGUAAAGAGGCUUGGAUCACAGCAAGCUCGACACGCACAUCUACAGUACACACACACAAACAUUCCCACUAACCGGUCAACCUUCACCAUGUCCACCAGGGAAAGAAAACCACACCACAUCGAGGUUCUGGAGGAUGGCAACCAUCGCCAUCUCAUCGAAUCUGAGAAGCCCGCGGGUCUCUUUGAGAAGCUGUGCAACACAUUCACACAUCACACCUCUCGACAAACUUCGAGCGACCCGGUGAUCCAACGAUCCGAGACUUUUGGGGGAGAUGAUGAGCCUGAACCAUUCUCCCACCGGUAUGGGAAAUGCAUCAAAAUCCUGCACUACGGAUCGUCGACCUUCGUGGGAUUGUACGCGAAGAAAUUCCCGAAAUACUCGGGAAAAGAACAACUGUACGCCGUCAAAGUCCGCCACCGAUCCCCGGGAAGAUUUCUAGACGAAUACCGUCGCGCAGCAAUGGGGAUCUCCUCGUUCGUCAAGCAUCCCAACAUCAUCCGUACCAUAGAACACUGCUACAAUGACAAAGGGGAUCUGCAUUCGGUGAUGGAGUACUGCGGCGGCGGCAGUCUGCAGACCCUCCUCCUGCGAACAGGAAAGCUCUCCGCCGUGGAAGCGGAUUGCUUCUUCAAGCAGCUGCUGCGCGGGGUCUCGUGCCUCCAUGACGCGGGAAUCGUGCAUAGACGAUUGCGGGCGGAGAAUGUGCUGCUCACUGUUCAGGGGGCGGUGAAGGUGGCGCAUCUCGAUAGCGCCGAGUGGUUGCCGAAGGACUUGCAACCGUUGCCAAAAGCACAAUCCCCGCUGGAGCAGAUUCCCUACACCGCGCCGGAGGUGCUGCAGGGUCGCGAGCAUGACCCCCGGGCCAGCGAUGUUUGGGCUGUGGGGAUGAUGUAUGCGUUAAUGCGGUUGGGUAUGCUUCUGUGGAAGGUUGCUGGCAACGAGGAUCGGAAUUUCCAGUGGUACUUGCGGACCCGGGAGGACGUGGAAGGGUUUCCUACUAUCGAGGAAUUGGGCAGUGAACACUGCUGCAAUGUCAUCUACGCCAUGCUCGAUCCAAAGCCUGAACGCCGGAUCACAGCAUACGAGGCUCUUCAUUCGGAAUGGAUUCAUGAGAUUGUAGUCUGCGCUGCGGGGGAGGCGGGAGAGUAGAUGUAUGAUCAUAACAAUUUAUUCUCUACAGCUUUAAAAAUCUUUGGAUGUGAAGACAUAGUUCGUACUUCCUUGG